UGUUGAGCCGCAGUUUGAAAUCGCCCGUUCAGGAAGCGCAGCCGUGAUUGGACGGCGGGCUGCCGGCGGGGGCGGGGCCGGCAGCGGGCUGUGGGGGCGACAAGAUGGCGGCGGAGACCGUGGAGCUCCACAAGUUGAAGUUGGCCGAGCUGAAGCAGGAGUGCCUGGCCCGGGGGCUGGAGGCGAAGGGCAACAAGCAGGACCUGAUCAACAGGCUGCAGGCCUACCUGGAGGAGCACGCUGAAGAAGAAGCAAACGAAGAGGAUGUUCUGGGAGAAGAAAUAGAGGAAGAAGAGCAGAAGCCAGCAGAGCCGCCCACCAAAGUAGAAGAGCCUCCUGUAAAAACGCCUGAUGUGAGCACGGAGAAGAAAGUAGUGAAAAUCACAUCAGAAAUAUCGCAGAUGGAGAGAAUGCAGAAGAGGGCUGAGCGCUUCAACGUGCCCGUGAGCCUGGAGAGCAAGAAGGCAGCGCGUGCAGCUCGGUUUGGUUUGGCCACAGUUUCGACAAAAGGUCUCUCUGCAGACAGCAAACCUACGGUAAACAUGGAUAAAUUAAAGGAAAGGGCUCAGAGAUUUGGGUUGAAUGUCUCUUCGCUCUCCAAGAAGAGCGAAGAAGAUGAGAAGCUGAAGAAGAGGAAGGAGCGGUUCGGCAUCGUGACGAGUUCAGCCGGGGCUGGAGCCACAGAGGACACAGAGCUCCCCGUAGUUGUAUGAUUGUGCUACUUCACUCGUUCGACUUCUUAAGUUCAAAAACAAACAAACAAAAAAAAAACAAACCCACAAAAGUAGGGCAAAAAGAAGGAACUGUUCCUGGUGCGUUUUCUCAGCUCGGAGCCCCGAGGUGGGAGCUGCUGCCCUCUCCCCGUGCGCUGUGGGGCUCGUGGGGCCCUCGCUGGUUGCUGUCCUGGAGUGGAAGUGCUCAGUGCUGCUGAGCGAGGAGCUGCUGCUGCUCCGUGGCUGCUGGUUGGGUGCUGUCCCCAAACGUGGGCCCUCUCCCCUCCUUGUUUGUAAGAACGGGAAGACGCAGCAGGCGGGGGCAGCUCUCCCUGCCUGCCUCAGCACGGUGAAGCUAAUGGGAGCUGUCACAGCCAGAAUUGCCAAUUAACCUUAAAUCAAGAUCGGUGUCCUAAAACGAGGAGGAAAAAGCGGCCGUGUGUUUGCCAGCGGAGCCCACUCCCAUGCUUUCCUUUUGGCCCCUCCGCUGCCUUUUGCGCGCGUUCCUUCAGGCCAGCCAUGCAUUUCUCUCCUAAAGCACAACUGCUCCUUGCAGCCUCGUGCUCUGGGCUUCACGUUGCCCUCGCUCUGCUGCAGAACCGGCUGCUGCCCGGCUUAGCAUUGCCGGGGGGCACCUCUGCCCCUAAGGCAGCCGGGCCAACCCAUCCCUGGGGUCCAGCAGAGCCGUGCCUGCCGCCCUCCUUCCUGCACGAGGGCCGGCUCCAAGCGCUCUCCGUGCAGCUCCAUCCCUUGGCUCCAGUCCUUCUGCUGCCUGAGGGCCCCCUCCAGUUGUAGGCUCUGCAUUUCUGUUAUCACGGAGCCGUUGGCAUCGUCCUCCUGAGCGUACCGCAGUCAGGCGGAUGCGCACACGUGGAGCUUCCCAGAGGCCGGACCCGGUUCUCCAUAAGCAAUACACCCCUCUGUUUUUGAAGAUGAAACUCCUCAAACUGCUCCUGUUCCACGGCCACGAGCAAUACCUGGGGUCCCAUCCCCUCCCCAUAGCUGUGACCCACGGCUCCGGGCUCUGUCGGGUCGGUGGUGGCCAAGUGAACCGAAGCUCCCCGACGCUUUUCCUGGUUUAACGUAAGAACUGGACUCAGAUGACGACGACGACGACGACGGUGAUUAAUUAUUAUUAUUAUUAAUUUUCUUUUUUUUUUUUCUUUUUUUUUUGUACGUCAGAUUUUGUAAGACGUAUUUUCUAAUUCGCCUCGUGAUCCUUCCGCUGGUUCUUCGCUUGAAACGUUUUGUAGUGCGCCGGGGCAAGCGCUGCAUUUCAUUCUCGGUUUCAUAAUAAAAGUGCUCCUCCAAGGCAA
Molecule: messenger RNA, 2029 nt
Organism: Numida meleagris (helmeted guineafowl)
Lineage: Eukaryota; Metazoa; Chordata; Aves; Galliformes; Numididae
Gene: SARNP
Product: SAP domain containing ribonucleoprotein
Biological process (GO): poly(A)+ mRNA export from nucleus
Cellular component (GO): nucleus
Source: RefSeq, a predicted model, not a curated record